This is a messenger RNA of Penicillium nucicola, 2229 nucleotides long. RefSeq names its product RNA polymerase II mediator complex middle subunit MED1. NCBI's taxonomy places the organism in Eukaryota, Fungi, Ascomycota, Eurotiomycetes, Eurotiales, Aspergillaceae. Gene Ontology annotation, biological process: regulation of transcription by RNA polymerase II. The transcript has 2 exons. Gene Ontology annotation, molecular function: transcription coregulator activity. Gene Ontology annotation, cellular component: mediator complex. The coding region runs from base 1 to 2229 and encodes 742 amino acids. The record is from RefSeq and is a predicted model, not a curated record.
AUGGCGACGCCCUCAGCCAAACCUGGCACUACACCAACCCAUCUCUCCUCACCUCACCCAACCUCAGCUCCUCUCUCUCGCUCAAUUGCCCAUAAAUCGCCUUCCAUGAGGACACCAACAGCUUCAGGAUCGGCGCAUGCGCCACAUGCCAGCGUUUCCUCUCAUCAAUACUCUACACCCCUCGCCGUAACUAGUGGGGUCGACGACGCGGUUAAUUUCAGCUCCCCUUCAGCUCUUCUAGCACUCGGUGGAUACACGGGUAUUAGCCCAUCUUCUGCGGUACAUGAUGGUCUAGGAUCUGGAAUGAACGAAAGCGAUAUCCAAAACCUCGGCAUGCAGGGCAUCAAGCUUGGAGUCGCACGAGACAAUGACGAAGAGCAAAGACACCGCAUCAAAGAAGUCGUUCAGCUUCUACGUGCGCGAGUUGCUGGCAGAGGCGUGUCUCGGGAAAGCAUCGAAAGAUUAAGUCGCCUUGAAGGAUUCGAAUCGAUUUGGGAAGAUGACAACCUCAACAUUGCUGGUAACUUUGUCGACCUGGAAAUCGACUUCCACGAUGGACAUGAUGUUGUCAAGGAUGUCAGUCUGCGAUAUGCUACUCCAGAAUACACAGAAGGCGUGCGACGAGAAGAAGCAACUGCGGUUCUGAAACGUACCCUCGCCCAGGACCCUGAGGAUGCUUUGAGUGGAAAUUGGAGAUCACUUCAACGUUUCCGCGAAAACUUACAUUGGCUUGCGAAACUUGAUAAGCUUAGCCAAGAAGUCAACUGUUUUGAGGCACUGGAAAACCUCGAAGAGAACUUCAAGCGCAUCUGGAUUGAAGAAGGGAAGAAUGGGAAGUACGGCGGCGACUACCAGCAUCUUUGCGCAGGUGUGAUUGGCCGCCCCAGCAUGCACAAGGGAACUAGAAUUGGCCUCGGCUUGGAAUACUGGGUUGAACAGGCUAUGGUCUUGGAUGCCAAGAAGCAACAGGCUUCUCCAGAUGAUAUGGAAGUUGACCGACAAGACUCGCUUUCAGAUGAUGAGAUAGAUGAUCAACGCAGAGUGUGGACUGUCAUGAUUGAAUGUGAAGAGGGAUAUCCGUCACUACGCAUUUCGAAAGAGUGGGUUGGAGCAGAAGCCUUUCCUGCCGGUGAAAGCAAUGAGUCGCUACCUUCAGAUAAUGCCGUGGGAUCUGUGAAUUGGCUUGAUCCUCCUCAGACCAUGCGCUUGACGCACGGAAACCAUGAUCCCAUGGCGUUGGACUCCAGUAUGCUUGAAUCAUCGCCACCGAAUCGCCGCUUCGUCGCAAAGCUGGAGCCCGGGCUCGAUGUUCCGAUUUUCGCUGCCUCUGAGAUCUACCGCCAUCUUGGUAUGCAACUAUCGCAAGAAUUUAAGGUUGACACCUAUGACAUGCUGUUGGUCUCAGAAAGGUCGGCUGUGACAUCCCCAGACCCUGCCCCUCAGAUUGGCCGUCGGAAGCGUCGAACUUCAGUGUCUGCUGUUGACUCCAAGGGCGAGUCAUAUACAAAGCACCACAACUACACAUUCCAAGCAUUCGAGUCUACUACCGGCCGAACCAUUCGUGAUCUGCCAUUCUCUCAUCCCCGGCAGCUUGCAGACAUUCUUCCGAUUCUCCGACAAUACGCCCUGUUAGCCAAUCUGGUCCGGAAGACCUUCCACAUUCCUUCAAACGAAACCGACAACACAUCUCAGCCUCCCAAGACCAAUCCCCAAAACGCCCCUUCUGAUAAUCUCCACGAUCUAUUUGCCAACCAAGAUGGACUCGUCAUUUUAAACAACGACGAUCCAAAUGAAACCCGUCUAAACCUACUCCUAGGAAUGAACGGCAACGGCCAAACUGAACCGGGUCACUUGACAUCUUUCACCGAUGGUCAUAGUUCACAGGAACUCUCCGUGACCGACGUCAAGGUAGACGUCACACUACGUACUCCCCUUGGCCAAGCACCCGCUCUCAUGCUGCUUAUCACCGAACCCCAGCACCAACGAGAACCAAAGCAAAUUUCACUAUGUUUUGAAGUCGGGCUCAAUGGUCAUGUUUCCGUUGUUGAGACCGCUGGAUUAUCGAAGGAGAACAGUGCCGAUACUGAAAUGCAAGGGGCUGAUGGCUCUGACUCUGGAAUACGGGAUGUACAUAAGAAGAUUUCUAGGGUGCUGGAGGUCUCUCAAGACCUUGGGAUUCUAGUUGAGUGGGUCUUGCGUUGGUUGCAGCAGCGGGCUGGUCAUGCGUGA